Parus major (Great Tit) is the source of this 3334-nucleotide messenger RNA. It is a transcript of the gene ZFP36L2, whose product is annotated as ZFP36 ring finger protein like 2. The record is from RefSeq and is a predicted model, not a curated record. Lineage: Eukaryota; Metazoa; Chordata; Aves; Passeriformes; Paridae. The transcript is spliced from 3 exons. The coding region runs from base 240 to 1445 and encodes 401 amino acids. Gene Ontology annotation, molecular function: mRNA binding; metal ion binding.
GGCCGCGUUUAUAUGGGAGCGGCGCGGGGAGCCUCCGAGUUCCCGCAGUUCGCCCGCUGCUGUGCAGCCGCCGUCGCCGCCUCGGCCCGGCACCCGCCGUCCCGCCGGGAAGGAGUCGGGACCGUUUCGGAUUUCAAGCAGACGGCCCUCUCCUAUCUAGUCGUGGCUUUUCCAAACCCUCCGAGGAGAGCGGGAUCUUUCGGUCCUUCCUGUAUAUCCGACCAUUACAGGAUCUAGAAAUGUCGACGACACUUUUAUCUGCCUUCUACGACAUUGACUUCUUGUGCAAGACGGAGAAGUCCCUGACCAACCUCAGCAGCAUGCUGGACAAGAAAGCCGUGGGGACCCCGGUGACCCCUCCCAGCUCCAGCUUCGCGCCGGGCUUCCUACGGCGGCACUCGACCAGCAACCUGGCGGCGCUGGCCGGCGGCUCCAAGUUCCCCAGCCCUACCGGCUCCAGCUCUUCUUCUACAUCCUCCUCCUCGUCAUCGUCCUCCUCCUCCUCCUCGUUCGGCAAUCUGAAGGAGACGGGCUCCGGCGGAGGCGGCGGCAGCAGCAGCCCCACGGCCCUGCUCAACAAGGAGAACAAGUUCCGGGACCGCUCCUUCAGCGAGAACGGCGAGCGUAGCCAGCACCUCAUGCAGCAGCUGCAGCAGCAGCAGCAGGCGGCCGGCAAGGGGAGCGGCUCCGGCGGCGGCGGCGGGGCCCCCAUCAACUCGACGCGCUACAAGACGGAGCUGUGCCGCCCCUUCGAGGAGAGCGGUGCCUGCAAGUACGGCGAGAAGUGCCAGUUCGCCCACGGCUUCCACGAGCUGCGCAGCCUCACCCGCCACCCCAAGUAUAAGACCGAGCUCUGCCGCACCUUCCACACCAUCGGCUUCUGUCCCUACGGCCCGCGCUGCCACUUCAUCCACAACGCAGACGAGCGCCGCCCGCCGCCGCCGCCGCCGCCCGGUGGCCGCCUGGACGCCGCCCUGCUGGAGAGCCCCGGCGGUUCGCGCACGCCGCCGCCGCCCGCCUCCGCCUCCUACUGCGAGGAGCUGCUCUCGCCGCCCUGCGCCAACAACGCUUUCGCCUUCUCGGGGCAGGAGCUGGGCAGCCUCAUCGCUCCCCUCGCCCUCCACACUCAGAACUUCGCCGCUGCCGCCGCCGCGGCCGCGGCCGCCGCCGCCUAUUACCGCUGUCAGCAGCAGCCGCCGCCGCCGCCCGGCGGGGCCUGCCCGCCGCCCCCCGCCUCGCCGCCCUUCAGCUUCCAGCCCCUCCGCCGCCUCUCCGAGUCGCCCGUCUUCGACGCGCCGCCCAGCCCGCCGGACUCGCUCUCCGACCGGGAGAGUUACCUGAGCGGCUCCCUCAGCUCCGGCUCCCUCAGCGGCUCCGAGUCGCCCAGCCUGGACUCGGGCCGCCGCCUGCCCAUCUUCAGCCGCCUCUCGAUCUCCGACGACUGAGGGAGGAUGGGGCAGCGGCCGGGGGGGCCCGCGGCGUCCGUGCAAGUAAGUUACCGAGCGAAGAAAGCGAAACCUCUCCUUCCUCUCUAUUUUUGGUUUUGUUUUUUCUUUUAUAUAUCUAUCUAUCUAUACACCGAGAGCUGAACAAAACGAGAAACAAAGCAUUUUGCAAAAGGGCAAAUGACACGAACUGAACAAACCUAUUUUUAUAGAGAGACCUUGGAAGAAGGGGAUUUUUGUUUUGGGGUUUUUUUGUUGUCGUUCUUUGGAGACAAGUUAUGAUACGCACCAGCAGCAGCCAUUCCAUCUGUGUUCGAAAAAAAAACAAACAACAAACAGCAUUAGAAAAGACAGCACCAGAAAGCAACAAACAAUCUGAGGAGCGUCGGUCCACCAGCCCAGCUCCUCCAAUCCUGCAGACACAGAAAGUUACAAACUAGUUUCUUUCAAUCCAGUUAAAAAAAAAAAAAAAAUAAACACAGAACAUACUAAACCUAUAAGCUUUUUUUUUAGGAAAAAAAAAAAAAGAAAAAUCCAACAUCCUGCCAAGAAUAUGCCUUGAUAACAACCUUUUUUAUAUAUAUCUAUAUAUUAUUAUUAUAACAAAUGCUAAAACCUUCAUUCCAAAGUUUAAUAUUGGUUCCAUUGCCACCACUUAGUGGAUGUUUGGCUUAGAACAAUUUUUCGUUGUUGCUUUAUUUGGAAGCACUCAACUGAGUUUAGUUUGUAAUUGUUGGAGAAUAACUGCUGAUUUUUUAAAAAUUUUUUUUAGCUGUUUGAGUUGAUUGCAUGAAUGAGUCACUGCACACAACUCAAUAUGAAACUAUUUAACUUAUUUAUUAUCUUGUGAAAAGUAUACAUUGGUAAUUUGUUCAUACUGUAUUUAUCGGGUAUGAUGAAAAGCAAUAGAUAUAUAUUCUUUUAUUAUGUUUAAAUUAUGAUUUUCAUUAUUAAUCGGCAAAAUGUGGAGUGUGUUCUUUUCACAGUAAUAUAUGCCUUUUUGUAACUUCACUUGGUUAUUUUAUUGUAAAUGAGUAAAAUUCUUAAUUUAAGAGAUGGUAUGUAAUAUUUAUUUCAUUAAUUUCUUUCUUUGUUUACGUAAAUCUGAAAGAUUGCAUGGUUUCUUUAUAGAAAUCGGUCUCGAUGCUGUGGAGGUAGUUUGCGGAAUUUCUAUGGGUUUUUUUUAGAAUGUAAAUGGUUGUAGCCCGUCCGAGUUGAAAAAUGAGAGAGAAAAAAAAGAAAAAAAAAGACUGACCUAGCAAUCAGACUUCAAAGUGGCAAAUCUAAUUCAGAUUCUUGUUAAAAAUAACCAAAAAGUAUUUUUGUUGCCUAACUCCACGAAUCACACUGUGAUAUAGUCUCAAAGUAUGUAGCAAUAAUUGGGGGUCCCAGUAUUAUGUCUCACAGUGCCUUCUUGAGGGUCCAUGCUUGCCUUAAAUAUCUCUCAACCAAAUAAGUAUUUUUCCUAAUGCUUGAGAUAAUUUGAAUGUAGGGAUGGGUUUUAAGUACAGCAAAAUUUCGCCACUCUAUUUUGUAAGAACAGAGGCCAUCUUUGGAUCUGAAACUUUCUAUAAUACAGGAACAUAUCUUGUUUAUUGAAUUCCAAAACCUGUAACUUUUUUUUUUCCUAAUGUAGAAAGUUGGGAGUUUUCCAAAAGUUUCCUGGACGGUGGAUGAAUGAGCAGUAGCUUAGUUUUGUUUGUGCAUAGGUACAGAUUGAGCACUAUGUACUCUUUUGGACUACUUUAACAGAAGUAUGUUUUGAAUGUAACUAAAGGAUAAGUCAACUUGAGUUGUAAUAUAUUUUUCGGGAGUCAGUUCACUACAGAUUAUGUGAGACUGUAAACUUUGUACUGUAAAUGUUUUGUAGUUCUCCCAAUAAAAUUUUU